Molecule: messenger RNA, 3285 nt
Organism: Menidia menidia (Atlantic silverside)
Lineage: Eukaryota; Metazoa; Chordata; Actinopteri; Atheriniformes; Atherinopsidae
Source: the annotation of a GenBank genome assembly
AUGGAUACCACAGCAUUGAGAGCAGACCCCAUGGCCAACAUGUCAGAGACAAGUUUUGAUAUUUCACAGGAAAACUGUGAAGCUGGAGCCAGAGACCAAGGACAAGGUGUCCUGAUAUCUGAGAGCAUGUUUGUAGAAGAUAGCUUAGAAAAUAGCUUUGCUUCAACUGAUGACGUCCCAGCACAAACAAAUGACAGCUCCCAUUACGUCACAUGGACAGUUUACAUUGCUGUAGCUAUUCCAAAAGCGGAUGAAACUGAUGCACCCAAAGCUUCUAAUAAGGCACGCAGAAAUGACAAAAGUUCAUCCCAAGUUAUGGUGAAAACUCAUAAAUCUCAGAGCUGUUAUCACUUUGAAUUCACAUUGCUGCCAGAUGAUGCAGAAAAAGUCAAAGUGGACCUGAUAGAUUUUGGACCAGUAGCAAAAAUAUACAGAGAAAAUGAGACGAAGAUUCUGAGGACGUGGUAUGAAGGAAAGAAGACGUGGGUUGGAUGGGCCCAAGAUUUUAAUGUCAGGGUCAACGAGGCCACAGUGAUCAAUUUACUUUCUCAGAAAAUCAAGCUUAACAUAUGGAACGGCAACGAGGAACUUUCCAACCAAGCCCGCUACGAAAGACUAAAAGCAAUCCGUCUGCCUCAGGAUGAGUCUGAAUAUGCAGCAGACGUCUAUGGUGGUGUCAAGGCUAUGGUGAAAAGGAUGAGAAAUGUUUGUGAGGGGAGGUCAACAACAACAAAACAUAAAGGGGAUUUAUUCUUCGGUUGCAGUUCAGAGAGGAGCCCAGAAUCAGAUUCCAAUGACUUGGUUAACUCUCAACUUUUGAAAACAGAGUCGUGUGUCCCUGAAGACAUAAAAAAGAUCAGCUCUGCAUUAGUGGAGAUCAGUCCUGUUAAUUUGGUAGCCGGUGAGAUUUCGUUGACUGAGUGCUUCCCACUUUGUUCUGCUGGUGUAUUGGAUAUCAUGUGCCACAUCUCUCUGGAUAGACCAUUACUGUCAGAGCAACUGAGAUCUGAACUAAAUCCUCUGGUCAUUACAAUCUUGUCAGCAACAUCAAUGCCAUCAACACCAGUUCCUUUCCACAUACUUCAGGAGACGUGCAUGCCUGUGUAUUGCCAGUAUAAGUUCCAUCAUUUGAAAGUCCACAGGACAAACCCUCACAAGCAUAGUUCAAAUAUCUACUUUAGAGAUGUGAAUGUGAUUCUGACUGGUUUGAUGAGCCCUAAAGAGCUCCACGAGCUCUUUUGUGGUCCACCCCUGGAGAUAGAGGUCCAUGACCGUGACUUAAAGCCGGGAGAUUCACUGAAUUCUCCUGCGACAUUUGAUUCUGGACCUGAUAGUGAUACCGACUGUAGUGGGGAGCUAUCAGAGCAAAAGACUUCCCACGCUCACACCUAUGGCAUUGCCAGCUUAAAUCUCUCAGAGCUGCUUUUUGGGAGAAGAUGUUUUAAAGCGCUCUUACCAAUCAAGUGCUCCCCUUCCCCUGUGCCUAUGGACUGGGAACAAAACAGGCCAAAGAACAAGAACGUAGACACAGCAGUAUCCAGAGACCACAUACGUCAGGGCUACUAUUAUGAUGCAAAUUCUCAACUCAAAGUCACAGUGGAGAUAGCCUGCCCCGUCGUCUUAAAGAACGGCAAUGGGAUGGACUUUUGUAGUACUCCAUUUGGGCGCAUUGUCUACUUAUUUGGAUACAGCAACUCUGCAGUGAUGAAGAAGCUGAGGGCUGAGAUUCUCAAUAUCAACGCAGCAGCUUUUCAUCUGGGCCAAGAAUCACUGGAAUGUAUAGAAACAGCCCUUUCAAAUUAUGUCAUUAAUUUUAAGCAUGAUGAGAGCAAGGAUCUGGAUUUUGUGACAGGAUUCCAUGUGCUAGAUAAGAAGACUCACAUCGUUGUUCUUGAGGGGCUGAAAGACAAAGCAGUGAAGAGACUUUGGAAAACCGUUCCAAUGAAGCUAAGUGAGAAUGAGGAUGAGCAGGUGAUAGUCCUCUACAAUUCAAAGCUGAGUUUCUUCAAACGCAUCUAUGACUCACUCCAUGUUGGCCUGAGUCCAAUCUGUCUGUGUAAAUCACUGGAGACCAUCAUGAGGAACCCUCUGAUCUACGUUAGAGGAAUGGUCCCCCAGCCAUGCUUCCAAGCGUUGUCAAGGUUAAGCCAUCUGUGUCAGGCAAGGCAGCUGGAAGAGGCGGUACAGCGAAACCUGUUCCCCUCAGCGGAUAUGAUCCUCAGCCUGAGCAGGGAAUACGGCACGUAUGCUGAGAUGUGUGAGCUUACAGACAAUACAGACACCAAGCAAGACAACCACAGACUUUCUGUCAAGAUGAAAAGACAGGCGCUGCUUAACACCCAUAACAAAGAGUACCUCAGAUGGAAACACAGCCAACACACGCCGCUUCAACAGGAUUUUGUUCAGGAAAAUAUUAAAUACGUUCAAGAAGAAAGCAAGCGACUGCAAAAAAGGGAAGCAGCAACAUUAACGGUGGAACAGUCAGGAAGCACAGUAGCACACAACUACAGUAUCCAGACUUUCAACUCAAACACCAGAGCCAUGGAGCUGCUCCUCCAGGAGAUGGCUCAGAUGCCCGGGCGGAGGUUCACCUACAGUCAGCAGUAUCACAGUGCCACAGUGGAGCUGGCAGGUUUCAGCUCUAAAACUCACUCCACGUCUACUGCUCCUUCCACAGCCUGGGUCACUCAUUUAAGAGACUCUAAAGGUCAUGCUAAACGUCUACAUGAGACCCGUGUGGAAGAGCUGAAGAAGCCAUGGAGAGAGAAUGUUUUACAUGCCAACACAUUGGAACCCACCCUUUCAAGGGACACAUGGCCCUGGAACCAGCGGUCUGAGGACUUUCAGCUCUACAGAAAGCCUCCCCCAUUCUUCAGCACAACUCCCAUCACUAUUCACCUGGCAGGUGAAACUCUGCAGCAGGAGCAGCUUCAGGCCGCCAGAGCUCAGUACAGCCGCUGGCUGAGCAAGCUGCUUCCCGUCAGCAGCCUACCAGACGUCAGCCCCGUCCCCCAGUUCAAGUGCCACAUGAGAGGAAAGUCAGACAGGACUCAGGGUUUACUGAAAGAUGAGCCAAAGAAGUACUCGCUACGGAAACCAGGCCUGAUGCUGAAGCCUUUUCCUCAGCUCUCUGUGAUGAACUUGGAGGAUAAAAAAGCAGAGGAAGAGGAGAGAGCAGCUGUGGCUGCACCCCCCCGCACUAGUGGCAGACUCAACAGCACCAGCUCUGUCCCCGGACCCCUGUCCAGCAAACACCACCGCCUUGACUUUAGUAAGCCGGAGUAG